AAUUAGGAAGUUUCAAUCACAAUUCACAGCUCACCUAACCCCUUAUUAUUAUAUUAAAAAAACAUACUCUUAUUUGACAGCCUACAGGCGAUCAUAUCUUUGCGCGCUCUUCUGUAGCUACCUGUACACACAGCGAGAGAGUGAGAGAGAGCGAGAGAGGGAGAGAGAUAUAGCUGAGCAGUAUACGCAGCAAAGCGAGGAUGACUUCGCCGCCUGAAAUGGCGAAGAAAGUAGAUAUAGAGAGAGGAUCGCCGGAGGGAGAACAACGAGGAGGAGGUCGUUUCGAGUAUUUCGGAUGGGUUUAUCAUUUAGGAGUUAAUAAAAUUGGUCACGAAUUUUGUCGCCUUCGCUUCCUAUACAUCCGCGGUAGUCUCCUUCUUAUGUACAAGCGAGAUCCUCAUGAUAAUCCUGGCAUUAAACCGAUCAGGAGAGGUGCUAUUGGGCACACACUAAUGGUGGAGGAGUCGGGGAGACGAAAAGUUAACAAGGGUGAUGUUUACGUUCUGAGGUUAUACAACCGGUUGGAUGAGACGAAGAAGGGAGAAAUUGCUUGUGCUACUGCUGGAGAAGCUCGAAAAUGGAUGGAAGCAUUUGAUCAUGCGAAGCAACAGGCAGAGUAUGAGCUGUCUAGAGGCCGUAGUACCAGAAACAAACUGAACAAGGAGACAGAGAUUGAUCUGGAUGGGCAUCGGAGAAGAGUAAGGCAUUAUGCACAUGGUCUUAAAAAGUUAAUAAGGAUAGGGCAAGGUCCGGAGACUCUUUUGCGCCAAUCCUCACUGAAUGUCAACAUACAAACCGCAGGGAACUUAGAAGGAGAUAGCGGAGAUGUUAUUGAAGGGCACGAGUGGAAGUGUGUCCGCACAGUAAAUGGUGUUAGAGUAUUUGAGGAUGUUGCUGGCGUUAAGGAUGGUAAAGCAGUUCUUGUCAAAGCUGUUGGUGUUGUUGAUGCAAGUGCGGAUACUGUUUUUGAAGUGAUAUUUAACAUUGACCGACAAUGGAGAUACGAGUGGGAUGUACUGACAGUGGACUUGGAGCUGGUCGAUUCUUUGGAUGGACACUAUGAUAUUGUUUAUGGCACACUUGAUGCUGCAUAUCAGACUAGGUGGUCAUCCAAGAGUGAUAUUGUCUUCUCCAGACAAUGGUUUCGUGGACAAGAUGGAACUUAUACAAUAUUGCAUUUCCCGGCUAUGCAUAAGAAGUGUCCCAAAAAACCGGGUUAUCGGCGCAUAAAAAUUAACCCUUCUACCUGGGAGAUAAGAACUUUAAAUACCACAGCAGGCGAUGCCAAGUGUCUUGUAACACAUAUGUUGGAGGUUGAUUCUAAAGUCUGGCGUGGUUGGAAGAAAAAUCAAAGAUCGAAGUUUGAAAAAACUGUUCCCUAUGCAUUAUUGAGUCAAGUUGCAGGUCUCAAGGCAUACAUUGGUGCAAACCCCGGAUUUAGUAAUGAAUCAUCCAGUACGUUUCUAUGCUCGAAAAGUUCCGAUUACUCUACAUCAGAUGGUGAAUUCGUGGAUGCAGCAGAAGCUACGGAUGAAUUCUAUGAUGCUUUAUCUUCUGACUCAUCGUCAUCUGAAGAGGAUAGUGAUAAAGAAGUGGAAUCUGAUAGUAAGGUGAGAAAAAUAAAGCUGAAGAACGUGUCUUGGGCUAUUGCUGGCUUCUCGAGGAAGCGAACUGCAGAUCCAUUCGCCAGUAAGGAGUUUGAUACAAGUGUGGAUCCGGUUGCUUUAGAUCCUACCCAAUACAAAGGUUCGAUGCGCCAGGCGAAGGAUGGGGCUGACAGUGAUUGCUGGGCAUCUCCAGAUGGUGCUGACUUUAAGAUCAGAGGAAAGACGUAUUUAAAGGAUAAUACUAAGAUUGCAGGAGGAGAACCCCUUCUUAAACUUAUAGCCGUCGACUGGUUAAAGGGUGAUAGUUGCAUCAAUAACAUUGCAUUACAUUCCAGUUGUCUUGUUCAGUCCGAAGCUGGCAAAAAACUCCCGUUCAUUCUUGUUAUUAAUCUGCAGGUUCCUGCUAAACCAAACUACAGUCUGGUACUCUACUAUGCUGCCAACAGGCCUGUAAAUGGAAGUUCAUUGCUGGGUCAAUUUGUGAAUGGGACGGACUUGUUUCGUGAUUCAAGAUUCAAACUCAUCCCAAGUAUAAAAGAGGGAUAUUGGAUGGUCAAGCGUGCAGUUGGAACAAAAGCUUGUCUGUUGGGAAAAGCAGUGACAUGCAAUUACCUUAGACAGGACAACUUUUUGGAGAUUGAUGUUGAUAUUGGCUCAUCAUCUGUUGCAAGGAGCAUCAUUGGUCUGGUGCUUGGAUAUGUAACAAGUAUCGUAGUGGAUCUUGCAAUACUAAUAGAGGGAAAAGAAGAGAAUGAACUUCCAGAAUACAUUCUUGGCACUGUUAGGCUUAACCGUGUGAAACCUGAGUCUGCUGUGCCUUUCAGUGUAUAGACUCAUCUUUAGAUAAAAAUAUAUUCAGUACAGCUCUAGUCCAACAAAAGCCCUAUUGCAGUUUUGUGCCUUUCAGUGUAUAGACUCAUCUUUAGAUAAAAAUAUAUUCAGUACAGCUAUAGUCCAACAAAAGCCCUAUUGCAGUUUUGUGCCUUUCAGUGUAUAGACUCAUCUUUAGAUAAAAAUAUAUUCAGUACAGCUCUAGUCCAACAAAAGCCCUAUUGCAGUUUUGCGACUGUAGUACAUAUGAGAAACUACAGAUUUUAAUGUGAAAAUUAGUUAUGUAAAUUAUGUACAAUCCAGCAUUAGUUCUUACAAUUUCUCCGCAGUGAGAAGCUUGUAAUUUACAAUUUUUUAAAUACAUACUGUAGAAGAGUUUUAAAAAUCACAGAGCAAGUUAGAUGA
Messenger RNA from Daucus carota subsp. sativus, 2843 nucleotides. RefSeq names its product protein ENHANCED DISEASE RESISTANCE 2-like. The transcript is spliced from 22 exons. Gene Ontology annotation, molecular function: lipid binding. Lineage: Eukaryota; Viridiplantae; Streptophyta; Magnoliopsida; Apiales; Apiaceae. The record is from RefSeq and is a predicted model, not a curated record. The coding region runs from base 201 to 2438 and encodes 745 amino acids.